Molecule: messenger RNA, 1067 nt
Organism: Trichobilharzia szidati
Lineage: Eukaryota; Metazoa; Platyhelminthes; Trematoda; Strigeidida; Schistosomatidae
Source: the annotation of a GenBank genome assembly
GUUGUAACCGCUUUGGCAUAUUUACAGAAUGUUUUAAAUCUUGCCUUCCUUUAUUUUAAUCUGCUGACAUGGGCAUUGAGACAGCUCCUUAUACUGUUACCAAUUCUUGGAAUGAAGAGAAUAUUGAGUUACGUCACUAUGAUUCGCUGCAAUGGGUUUGUACUGUGAGUAGUUGUAAUUCAAUGGACAAGGCAAAAAACGAAUGCUUUUGGAAACUGUUCAAGUAUAUUGGUGGAAAAAAUGCUGAAAAUGUUAAAGUGCCUAUGACUGCUCCAGUUACUAUCGAAAGCAUGCCAGAUAGUGAGUCUGUCAUGAAAAGGCGCUUUGUAAUGGGUUUCUACGUUCCUGAGGCCUUCAAGUCAAAUCCACCCAGUCCUACUGACAACGAAGUGUUUAUUGAGAGGAGACCGUCAAUGAACGUCUACUGUCUUACCUAUUCUGGAUUUUCAGACAAUGAUAAAGUGUUAAAAAAUGCUCGUAAAUUAGGCGAUACAUUAGAUCGACUUGGUUUAAAGUAUACACCAGAUCCAUUCUAUUUUGCUGGUUAUGAUUCACCAUUUAAACUCAUUAAUCGUCGUAAUGAAAUAUGGUUUAAAGCUGAUUGAAUCCACACACACACACACACACAUGCACACACCUACCUACAAAUUCUGUCUCGCUUUCUCGUCGUCUGUUUGAGUGCAUACAUUAGUCACUUCAUUGAAUUGAAUUAUAUAUUUCUUUAUUGUAUUCUUUUUUUUUUUACUUAUUUCCGAACUUUAGCUCUCAGGGAAAUAUUAGUUUUUUUUAAUGAUAUUAUUAUAUUUUAUAUUUUUUUUUGUUAAACCUUUUGGUAAAGUCAGAAUAAAGUACUCGAAAAUAGUAAUAAUUAAUAAUAAUAAUAAUAUAUCUCAUGAUCUCUUCACACUUAUAUCAUAUGAAUACAAUGACUGAAUUUUAUUUUACUUUUUUCUUGAAUGAAAUAUCCUAUCAAAUGAUUUUUAUUAUUAUUAUUAUUAUAUACAUACGUUCGCUAUAAUAUUGUGUCAUUUGAUUUGUAGUCCCUUUUAUCACAUGAAUAACACACU